AUGAAAGAUACCCAAAUUUUUCCAAUUACUGACGAAGAUAAAGUAAAAAUAUUUUAUGCAACACAUGAAUGUCAAUGUGGUGAACUUUAUAGAUUUUUAGGAGUUAAAAAAGAAGAUACUAUUGAUAAAAUUGCUCAUUCGUAUGAACAAGUUAGGAGUAAUUUCGAAAAUGAUAAAAAAAUAGCAGAGAGUUUAGAUGCAGCAUAUUCAGUAAUUUCAGAUAAAAGAUUAAGGGAUUAUUAUGAUAGGGAAAUACAUGAUGAGAUGGUCACCUUAGAACUUGAAUACUUUAAAUCAUUAAAUCAAAAAAAUCAUACCCUACUCUCAAUUAUGGGAACUUUAGCAGCACCAUUUGAAAUAGCCUCACUUGUUAUAAAUUCAACACCAAGUCAUUCUAAUUCACUAGGAGUUCUUCAAUCAUUCAUUAGAAAUAAUAAUGCAUUUUCAUUAGGUAAAAUCAUUUUAGCACAAGCUAUUGUUCCUUCAACUAUUGCAGUAUCACUACAACCACUUUUUAUAUUGAAGGAUAAAUUCGCCUAUCCAUUCUCAACAAUGGGUAAAUUAACAGAUGAAAUUUUAUGGUGUUUUUCAUCAUUUGUUGUUGUGUUCCCACUUGAUUGUUAUAUACAAUCUGCCAACAAAUUAUCAUUUUUGGAAGUAAUUAAAAAAAUUGUACUUUGCCAAGAUGGGGUAACUGGAAAAUUCAAUUUCAAAAAUGUAGCCUACACUUUUAUUUCAUCAGUUGGAUUGUAUGCUACAAGUAGACUUUUAAAGGGUACCAUAAAUAAAUUAAUUGAAUAUGUCGAGUCGAAAUCAUUAGAGAAUCCAAAAUCAACAUUUUGGAGAAAUUCAACACUCAUAAUUAAAUCAAUAUACGCUAAAACCUUUUUAUUAACAUUGGCUCUCCUCCCAUGUGAAACAGUUCGUUCUCAAUUCUCUUAUUUUUUCGCUCAACGUUAUCUUGGUAAUUCUGUUAAUUUAUUAUUAACUAAUCCAAUCUCAAUAGCAGUAGAUUUAGUAAAAACUCAAGGAUAUAGAAAAUUAUAUAAAAGCUUUCCUUUUUCCUAUGUAACAUUUUUAUUAAAUGAAUUUCUAGCUUCUACAGUGAAAUAG
This is a messenger RNA of Dictyostelium discoideum AX4, 1113 nucleotides long. RefSeq lists its product as hypothetical. The coding region runs from base 1 to 1113 and encodes 370 amino acids. The transcript has a single exon. The record is from RefSeq and is a predicted model, not a curated record. Lineage: Eukaryota; Evosea; Eumycetozoa; Dictyosteliales; Dictyosteliaceae.